This is a messenger RNA of Rotaria sordida, 2898 nucleotides long. The record is from the annotation of a GenBank genome assembly. NCBI's taxonomy places the organism in Eukaryota, Metazoa, Rotifera, Eurotatoria, Philodinida, Philodinidae.
AUGUUCUUCUAUGAAGAUUCUUCUUAUACAAAUUAUAGUACUUCUCUAUCUCCAUCAUCAAUAAAAAGUAGUUCAUUUUCGGAUGAUAUUAAUUUAUUCAUUCCAUAUAAAAAACGAUUAAAUAUUAAUAUACUUGAUGAUAGUCUUCCUAUUCAAACAAGACCUAUUUCAUCAUCAUCAAUAACAACAACAACAACAAGAAAUUCAUCAUCAUUAGAUAAUGAUAUUAUACGUGAAACAAUACUUGAACUUGAUCGUAUUGUUGAAAAAGAUAUUAAAGAUCUUGAAAGUGAAUGUCAUCGUCAUGUUGGUCAUCAAACACAAUCAAUUAAUUCUGGACAUAUUCAACAACAACGAUCACGUUCUGUAGAUUCUCGUCGUCAUCUUCGUCCACCAUUACCAUCUCGAUUAUCAACAUCACGUACAGCUGAAGAACGUCGUCUUUCUGAACAUCGUAUGCAAAUGGAAAAAACAAUAACAACAAGAACACAUUCAGCACCUCGUCUUAAUAUUAUAAAAGAUAAUACAAUGAAUUUAUUACGUAAAAUUGAUAUGACAAGUAGUGGUCCAAUAACAAUGCUUUAUAAAAUUCCACCACCACCAUUUUCACGAUCAAGUAGUUCAAGUUCACUUUCAACUGAAACAACAUUACGUGUAUCAAGUCCUGAACCAGAUGAUCAUCCAAAAGAAUCACUUAAACCAUUGUAUAUAACAGAAAUAAUUGUACCACCUAAACAAAUUCCACCUAUUAAAGAACCAAUAAAAACAACUGUUAUAACAAUAACAGAUAAAACAGAAAUUGAACGUCGUAAUCGUGAAAUUGAACGACUUGAAUUAGAACGUAAAACAUUAUUAAAUGAAAAAGAACUUUUAUUAAAAGAAAUUGAUCGAUAUAAACAUCAAACAAUUCAUAAAAUUCCUGAAAAAAAGACAACAUUAGUUACAAUACGAACAAAUCAUGAACAAAUUCAUACACAACAAAAACCAUUAACACGUGAAGUUGCUAUGCAACAUAUUGUUGAAGAUGAUCAACUACCACCACCACCAUUACCACCUAAACAACGACAACAACGUGAUGUUGCUAUUAAUCAUCGAACAGAAUAUGAUGAAGAUGAAGAAAAACAAAUUGAAAUUGUUCGAAGAAAAUUAGAAGAAAUUAAAAAUUUUUAUAAUGAACGUAUACAUAUUCUUGAAGAUAAAAUAUUCGAACAAGAACAAGAUAUUGAACGUUUAACUGAACCAAAACAACAACGACAUGUUAAUACACAAUGUCAACCAACUAUGCAAGAUCGAGCACUUGUUACAGAUACAUUUCGAUCAGUUCGAGAUGUUGCAUUAACAUGUCAUCUUCAACCAACAUUACCAGGUCCUGUUGCACAUCGUGAUGUUAAUCUUCAAUGUAAUACAGAUGAUUUUAUUUCAAAACGUGAUGUAUGGAUGGAAACUUUACCUGAAGUACCUACUAAACGUGAUGUUGCAAUUGGUGUUUCAAUUAAUGUUACACCAGAUAAACAUUUUCGAGAUGUUGGUACUCAUGUUAAUUUUGAUUAUAAACCUGAAAUAUAUCAACGUGAUGUAGCAAUUAUGUUUACACCUGAACCAAUAGAAAAAUAUGAUCGUGCUACGAAUACACAACAUAUACAAACAAGAGAAUUUGGUGCUUUUGUUAAUACUAUUGAACAACCAAAACCUCCACCAAAACCAUCAACACGACAAGUUGCUACUGAUACUCUUAAUUUAAUAAUACAAAAAGAUACAGCAUGUGGUUCAAAUGAAACAACAAACAAUCGAGAUAUAUCAACUGAUACAACAUCAUUAAUUUCAUAUUAUGAUCGUGCAAGUGGACAUGAUAUACCUCCUGAAUUACUUUCACGUCAUGUAUCAACUGAUACACGUACAUUGAUCUCUAUCCGAGAUAACUUUUCCAUAACAACACCAUUAACACAACCCAUACAUAUCGAUGCACAAACACAAUCAAUACCUAUUAUACAACAUGAUGCAUCAUCAAAUACUUUUGCAUCAGCCGAACAACGACAUACAGGUGUACAAGCUGCACAAGAACAACCUACAAUAAAACAUCAAACAACAUCAACUGAACUUGAUAUAUUUCAUCAACUUGGUUAUUUACGUCAUAAUUUAUCAAAUACAGAUUUUAAACGAUCAACUGAUCGUUCAACAAUAACUGAACGUCAACAAUUACGUGAUUUAGCUGUUAAUACAGAACCUAAAAUAAUGUAUUCAAAAAAUGUUGGUGAUUAUGAUAUACGUUUAAAUGAUAAUAAAUAUGAAGAAUUAAUAUCUUAUCCUUUAUAUGGACGACCAAGAACAUAUGAUUGUGGAUUUCAAACAGAUUUAUUUGAUACAAAACGUCAUGUUGGUUAUAUUAAUCGUGAAGAUGAAGAUAUAAUUGAAGAACAACGACAAGAAAUAAUUACAUUUCGUUUACCAUUAGAAAGACAAACAACAGAAGAAAUUUAUGAAACAACAAUAAUAACAGAAACAAAAAAAAAUAAUCAACAAAUUGAAGAAAUACAUCAUAAAAAUAAACUUGAUAAUUUUGAUAAAAAAAUUAUUAAAAGUGGAACAACUGAAUGGAUACGAACAUCAGAUAAUAAUGAUAUUAAAUCAUCAAUCAAUAUUCAACAACGAUCAAAAUCACCUGAAGAACUUAUUGAAGAAUCUUAUGAAAUUGUAUCAACAAUUACAAAACCACAUGAUGGAAAUUUUUUAAUUGCAGCAAUUAAUCCACAAACAACAAUAGUACAAAGAUAUGAUAAUAUGUCACCAACAAAAUUACAAUCAAGUGAAGAUGAUAGUUCUUAUUGUGAAGAAUGGACAGUAACUGAAGCUAAACGUAAACAAGAUGGACAAACAAUAAAAACUAUUAUUGACAGGUAA